CAAACAACACAUUUUAAAUAGGAUAUAAUACUAUUUGAUUUUGAUUUGGAAACGCCAUACUUGUCCGAUUUUCGUUUCGCUAAUAUUGUAAGCGUUUCUAUUGUUAUGUAUUCAAGUAUGAGCGCAUUGCCAAAUUUUAUAUAUUAUUGCUAUGAUCAAUAGCUAGGAAACAUUUGCGAUGAUUUGUUAUCUUGUCAUACAGAUCAAUUGCUAUAAGAUUUGUUUGUUCGUAUGCUGAGUUCUUUCGUCCCGUGAACAUGGCUAUGGUCAUUAGGAGGCGGGUUUCUCCUUUUAGUACAUGUAGUUGGUGACUACCUCAUCGAGCAACAUACAAUAGGCCAGUCGCAUGCCAUCAGGAGCAAUUAAGAUUAAGAGUCUAGCCUAUUACAAGAAAAUCCUUUAAAAAAUACAAGAAGAAUAUGUCCAAGUUAUUAUAAUUUACAGAAAACCUGAAGUAUAUUUUUUAUAUAUACUACGUAUCAAAUACUUAUAACACUCAAUCCAACUUAUUAGAUACGGUAUAUUCUAGCAUGUGCAUUGGAGAAGAUUCAAUUAAUUCAACACACAAUAUUUCCCAAUGUAUUUAGAUUUACUACAUAAAUGAAAGGCUAUGUACCCUGAAAAGUUUCGAUAGAUUUUCCGAAGGUGCUAUUUACAUUAUUGUUGUUAGCAUUAUACCUUUAAUGAAUUGCUAUUACCGAUAUGAAUUCAUGCGUGAAAUGAACUACAUUUUUCACUGAUGCAGUAAGCAUAGCAUCAUAUAUCGACAUUAAUAACACUACUGGAUACAUGUGUACCAAGGAUAUUGAUGUCCUUUGUAAAGAUGAUAUAUAAAUACAACGAGUCAAAAUGGGAUAUCUGAUAUAAAUAAAAACAUUGAUGAAUGCAAUCUGUUGGAAAAAUAAUUACAAAUUCCGUCGUGGAACAGUUGAAAUAGAAAAUGAUAAUUAAGAGAGAACUGUUGACACAAAAAACUAGUAACUAUGAUAGCCAUCGAAUAAAUGACCUUUGUUUAAAUAAACUAAAAAGUAUAUGGUCGCAAUGUUUGAUUAGGUAAAUAUGUAUGUACUUUUUAUUAAUAGUAAAGGUAAAUGUAUCUCUCGUGGGAUUAGUUGCAAUUAGACUAGUAUUCAAUAACUCUGUGGUUUGAUCAAUAAAGAGGAGUGGCUCACAUUGGUAUUUCCAAGCUAUUACUAAGAAGAGAAAGCAUAUAUCAAACACAGCAAGUACUUCGUGUAACGACAUCAUCUGUGGAUUCCUCACCGUUCACCACUGAAAUAUAAUAAUAUGAUAAGAGUUCAUAAAUGUGUUGGGAGUACCAUACGGCUUUUGUGAUGACACUGGUUGAAAUGUGGAGAUCAGCUGUUUUGAAGGAAAAAGUAUACAUUUCUAUCAUUUUGCGGUAGUCAUCACAUUAUUGUUCAAGGGAUCAUUCAGUAUUCAAUAGAGGAUCUGUGGCAUGGGACAGAGAAAUCUACUGAUGCAAAUACAUUUUCAAAUAGAUAUAUAUUUCUACUUCAAACAUUUCGCAUUAUAGUGGACAGUUUCAAGACAUAUUCAUCAAAUUGCAUAUCGUAUUGUGCUUUGUUAUGUUUCGUUCGUAGCCAUUUUGCUGGAAGUAUAUUAACAGAUAUAUGUGCUCGCGAUUUCCGUGCAGCAGUAUACACGUACUAGAAUAUAUCUAAUUGGUUAUAACUGUAUAAGUGGUGAAUCGAGGGAGGAAAGUGUAGAUCCUUCUACGAAGUAUUUUAAACAUACUAACACUUGAGUACAAAUAAUUAAUUAGCAGCAAUGAGAACUAUUUCGCUGGUGUCGCUACUUUGUGUGCUUGCAACUCUUCCUUGUCCUGCCACAUCAUACACACACGACAAUGUGAAAGCUCUGCUUACAAACAUCUUCACAACUAACUCGUACAACAAGAUGGUUCGCCCUUCCGCAGAUCAAUUCGUCCCAAUUAUUUUGUACGUGAACUUAAAUUUAGUUGGAAUAACUGAUAUCGACGAGGUGCAAGAAAAGAUGACAUGUACUGCCUUCUUAGAACUAGUCUGGAUAGACGAAUAUAUGAAUUGGAAUCCGGUCGAUUAUAACGACACCAGUGUCAUAUAUGUACCACAGAAAAAUAUCUGGAAGCCAGAUAUUUCUUUGGAAAAUGGAUUUACAAAACUAACGGAACUUGGCGAUGAUUUUUUACUGACUCAGAUUUCCAGCGAAGGUAAUGUCUUGUGGCGUCCAUAUGAUGUAUUUGAGACAAAGUGCUCAAUAAACAUAAGGUAUUUUCCAUUUGAUAAACAAACGUGUGAUAUAAAAUUUGGCGUUUGGACCAGCCCGCUGAGUGAGGUAGACGUUGAGAUAGGAAGUGAUGGCAUCUUGCUUGAUGAAUAUCAACCUAAUGGUGAAUGGGAUCUCCUAACAACUUCUGCCGAAGCUUCAGAGUCACAACAGGAUGGCGCUAUCGUCACAUUUUCUAUAACUGUGAAAAGAAAGCCUCAGUACAUUCUCUAUAACGUAGUACUUCCGAUUAUAAUGCUGUCUCUACUUUCGGUGUUCGUAUUUGCUCUACCCGUCGACAGUGGCGAGAAGAUUGGCUAUAUAAUGACAGUAUACUUAGCCUUUGCAGUUUUUCUAACGAUUGUAAGUGCGUCACUUCCGGUAAGCUCUUCCAUGUCCUUAUUGAGUAUGUACCUGAUAUUGCUUCUGAGUUUGGGAACUGCAAUUGUCAUGAUUACAAUUCUAGAACUCAGAAUCCACUACCGCGACGGAUCAUAUGAAAUACCCAAAAUUGCUAUAUGCAUGGUUCGCUUUAGCAAAACGUUGCGGUGCAUCAAGUGGAACCAGGUCAGUCUAGAUGUGACGGCAUUUGAAGAGAGCCUUAACGACGGUAAAGGAAAAUUGGAAAAUAUCAAAGAGGUACACAUGUCGAAGAAACCCAUCAAGAAGGCUUUCGCGAAACCAGACCUGUCUCUUGAGUUGACUUGGGCAGAUGUUACGUCCGCAAUUGACUUCUUCUGUUUUUGGUUUUUCUUGCUGACAAACAUAACCACAACAUGCAUUAUAUUUUUAGAUGGCUACUUCAAGAGUAAUAUGUAGAUUUUGUUAAAUACCAUAUUGAGGUAUUUUGAUGAAUCAACAUUUUCCCAAUCUCAAAAUAAGUAUAAUUUAAUGCAACAUGAUGAAUUUAUCUUGACCUACGCAUAUUAGAAUCCAUAAUUACAUAUGUAAUAUGACUAUUGUCUCAAAUUUCACGCCAUCAGCUUAUUUAUGUUUAAUAAUUAACCAUCGUCCAGCCAUAACUUAAGAAAUGUUUUUCAAAUGCCAUAUUAACCACUGAAAAACAAAACAUAUAUAGUAUCAUUGUGCUAAAAAAUUGUUUUAAUUAUAAACGUUCCAUUCAGUUAGUGUCGGCAGGAUAACAGUGAGCCAUUUUACACGGAUCAGGAAAGAGAAUAAAACUCGUAAGAAAAGUUUAAUAAACUGCGGAUGAUAUUUACUUUUUGCCUGUUUAGUUCAUUGGAAUUAAUCAAUUAUGAAUUUUUCUAUCAAUUUAUCUCCAAUGCUUGCACAUGUACAUACCAAUGCCACUAAUAGAGAUGAAUUUGGCAAAUAGUGUAGGUUAUAUAAUCAAUCAUAUACACGUAUUAUCAUUGCUCUCAAAUACUUAUUUACAGUUUGGCUCUAUUGUAUGGUGGAUAGAUUAACUGUUAGCUCAAAACUAACAAACAAUUAAUGACUUGUUUUCUGGUGAAUACGGUGAUUUUUUCGAAGCCUAUUAACAUUUUUGGGAACGAACUGGUGUGGUUGCAUUGUUAUAUGAACCUGAAGCACUGGUUUUGGGUUGAUAUGAUAUCUGAGGAAUGUGUGAAUGUUUUGAAUCAACCAAUCAGUGAAAGGAGAAAGACACAGUCAUAUAAUAAUAAGAAGUAAAUAUUUUACAGUUAUGAUAUUAUAUUGGCAAAAUAAACGCAAAAUUGAACAAGAUAAAAAAAAAAUAAAUAAAAGUAUGUUAGCCGGUUCCGAUAGCUACAUUAAGUAGAUACUAGAAAUAUGACGAUAUUGGGAAGUUUUAAUUAAUAGUGUAGACAUUUAGAAAUAGUUAACUGACAUACAUAAAAUACCAUGAAUAAAUCGAUAUCACCUUUCUCAUUUGCUUUUAUCGAUAAAAGGUACAGUAGCAAUCGAUGACACCGACAGGUAUACGUAUUAUUAACCGAAGGACAUGAUUAUUUCUACUGUCGCCGUUCCGAUGUCGGGAAAUGAUUAAUUGACGAUGAUGAAAUGCAUGCACUUCAGGAAUCAAUACGUAAUAUACCUAAAUCAUUUUGAUAAACUUUAGCAUUACUAUUAUACACCAUCCGCUUUGACAUUGCACAGUUAUCAUAAGAAAUCAGGGUGCAGACGUUCAAAGGGGUAAUCAGGUAAGCAGAGUUAAAGAGGAAUUUCAAAAAAAAAAAUAUUUCUUUCUGCAUGCCAAUAUUAAGAAAUAACAACACUCUGGUUUUGAAGUUAAGAAGAAACGAAAUUGUCACUAAUCAAGUUUUUAAGCUAAUAAUCUUUUGAACAACUUGGCCCUGGUAAUCAAAGUCCAGUUAUAUUUGGCAUGUGCUUAAUGUCAGUAAAAGAAGUAAAAAGGAUGAAACAUAUUUUGCUUAUCAUUUGAGUGAAAUCGAGCUAUCAAUGACUGUAAAUACUUCAAAUAUUAUUAUUUACUGAAUUAUAAUAUCAAUUUGCCGUCGAGUAAAUAGUAAUACAUUGAUUGACCGAGUUCUAUGUUACAAUGAUAUCUAAGAUAUGACAGUGCAUUUACAUCGUGUCUGAAACAAGCAGAGUGAGAUAUAUUUUACAAGAAACAUUUAUAUGAUUUUUGUCGCCCUGCAAAUUUUGGGUUAAUUCCUGGUACGAUUGAAAAAUUAAUAAAUACAUGAUAUAUUUUUAGGACCUGAUUCUGUAUCACAGUUAGUUAGCAACAAUUCUGUGUAUCCAUAUGGAUAAUUUGAAAUGAAAUGACUGAAGUAAUAGUCUCAAGUUGAUUUGUUUGGUUUUAGAAUAACAUAUUUAUUAAA
Molecule: messenger RNA, 5057 nt
Organism: Pecten maximus
Lineage: Eukaryota; Metazoa; Mollusca; Bivalvia; Pectinida; Pectinidae
Product: neuronal acetylcholine receptor subunit beta-2-like
Exons: 1
Coding region: 1792-3087 (431 amino acids)
Biological process (GO): regulation of membrane potential; monoatomic ion transmembrane transport; signal transduction
Cellular component (GO): membrane; neuron projection; synapse
Molecular function (GO): neurotransmitter receptor activity; transmembrane signaling receptor activity; extracellular ligand-gated monoatomic ion channel activity
Source: RefSeq, a predicted model, not a curated record